This is a messenger RNA of Prorocentrum cordatum, 1104 nucleotides long. Lineage: Eukaryota; Dinophyceae; Prorocentrales; Prorocentraceae. The record is from the annotation of a GenBank genome assembly.
AUGGCGAUGGCGCCGCCGCCCCGUUGGCCGGUGGCCACCUCACGCCCCGCGCCUGGCGCGCGGGCCUGCCGGCCAGCUCUCGUCUUCGGCUCCCUUGCCCUUGCGUUCCUGGGUUCCUGGUCCCCGUGGCGAGCGGCGCCGGCGUACGCCGCGCCAUCGGGGAGCGCAACCAGGGGCGUUCAGUCGCGCAGGGAGGUGCUGCUCGAGGCCGCGCUUGCAGCGGGAGGCGGGGCUGCGGCCUCGGGAGCGCCGGCCUGGGCGCAGCAGCCGGCUGUCACCCCGAGCGGGGACGUGUUCACGUUGAGUGACGGCCUGAAGUUUCCGACGGCGUCGUUCGGCCUCCAGAUCUACGACGACAACACUGCCCAGAAGCUCACGGAGCUCUCUCUGCAGCUGGGCUAUAGGAAUUUCUUUGCGUCUGUGUUGGCGCGCAACCAGCGUGGUUUUGCCAGAGGGGUGCAGGCGUCAGGCGUGCCAAGGGAUCAGUUGUUUAUCUGCGGGACCGUGUUGAGCAACAGGGCCAGAGGAUUCGAGGCCGCCUACAAGGCCACGAAACAGGGUUGUGAUGAGAAUCUGGAGGCUUUCAAGGUGGGGGGCAUUGAUUACGUAGACAUGAUCAUGCUGGACUACCCUGGCCCAGAUUGUGACUCGAUCAAGGGCCAGUGGAAAGCCUUCGAGGAGAUGUUGGCCGCUAAACAGACAAGAAGUCUGGCCGUCAGCAAUUUCAAUUCUGCGCAGCUCGACUGCCUACUCGCAGACAAGACUGCCACAGUCCCAACAGUGAAUCAGCUGCCCUAUUCUAUCCACUACUCUGACAAGACUGCCGUGGAAGAGAACGGCAAGCGAGGCAUCGUUGUGCAGGCGUGGGCACCGCUGGGCGGCAGCACUGGCGGCAUCAAGGGCCAGGCACGGAAAGCUUGUGAGGAGAUCGGCAAAAAGUAUGGCAAGACAUGGGCGCAAGUUGCUUUGCGCUGGAUCGUGGACACAGGUGCAACUUUUUCCAUGCAGACCAGGAGCACAACGCAUUUCGCAGAGAAUCUCAACGUGUUUGAUUUCAAACUGUCACAGGAAGAUCUCGCUUUGUUGCAGAAGGUCAGAACGUAA